Messenger RNA from Prorocentrum cordatum, 306 nucleotides. NCBI's taxonomy places the organism in Eukaryota, Dinophyceae, Prorocentrales, Prorocentraceae. The record is from the annotation of a GenBank genome assembly.
AUGGGAGUGAGCUCGCGCCCGCAAGAUUUCGGUUGCUCUCGCCUGGCCAUGACCGCGCCAGUGCCGUUUCACGAGAAACUAUUGCCACGCGUCAUCAUCAAAAAUAUGGCCGGGCAUGCGCACGGCUACGGAUGCUCGUGCGCACCGUCAGCCUGCACAGCAUCCUACGCAGAUGCUUUUGCUCGGCGCCUGGCCAGGAGAUCCUGCGUUGGGCCAGUUUCUUUUCACCAGAACCUACUGCCACGCGUCAUCAUCAAAGAUGUGACCAGGGGCGUGGGGGAAGGUGAGGAGCACCAUGAAUUCUAG